Closterium sp. Yama58-4 is the source of this 840-nucleotide messenger RNA. NCBI's taxonomy places the organism in Eukaryota, Viridiplantae, Streptophyta, Zygnematophyceae, Desmidiales, Closteriaceae. The record is from the annotation of a GenBank genome assembly.
AUGGAUCGCCACGUGUACGCUCUGGAUUUCGAUGGCGUUCUGUGCGACAGCUGCGGAGAGAGCUCGCUGUCGGCCGUGAAGGCUGCCAAGGUUCGGUGGCCGUCGCUCUUUGCUGACGUGUCUGCUGAAGUGGAGGAGAUGAUUCUGAAGCAGAUGAGGGAGGUGAGGCGAGGUGAGGUGCGGCCAGUGGUGGAGACCGGUUAUGAGAACAUUCUGCUGGUGCGGCUGCUGCUGGAAAUGGCAUGUGAAGACAAGCGGCAAUCUCAGCUGUCCAAGUCAGGCAAGCUCAGCCUAGAGGCCAUCCUGAGCGGGUGGGAGGGGGAGAUCAAGCCAGCAGUGAUGGCGGAUUGGGGCGAGGAGGGGCGGAGGGAGGAGCUGGUGGAGCUGUUUGGGGCGGUGAGAGAUGAGUGGAUGCGAGACGAUCUGCCUGGGUGGAUUGCGGCGAAUGCCAUGUAUGCCGGCGUGCCUGAGGCGCUACAGAAGGCAGAGUCUCCGUUGUAUAUAGUCACGACCAAGCAGACCCGCUUUGCCCUCGCGCUGCUGCGCGAAUUGGCGGGUGUUGAUUUCCCGGAAGACAAGGUCUUCGGCCUUGGUACUGGCCCCAAAGUUCAGACACUGCAGCACCUGCAGUCGCUCCCUCAACACCAAGGCUGCUCCUUUCACUUUGUGGAGGAUCGACUAGCCACGCUGCGCAAUGUCAUCAGCACACCACAAUUGGACGGCUGGAAUCUCUACCUAGGAACGUGGGGCUACAACACAGAGCAGGAGAGGCAAGAGGCAGCACAAAUUCCCAGAAUCCAGAUGGUGGACUUGCCUGAGUUUUGCAGCAGCCUAGAAUAA